AUGAACUCCUCCUUUCCUACGGGAUCAUUAUCCAAUGACCUGAAUAACGGCCAAGGAGCAGCAAAUGCUACGUUUCCUGGCUUCUUCCAUGGAGAAGCACGGCUUGAUGACCUCGGACCAACAACGAGAAUUUCAGUAUGGUUGCUUCUAGGGGCGGGGUUUGUGUUCCUGCUCUUGCGCCUCGCAAUUUGCAACAACAUAGCCAUUAACCUAGGAUAUGGCAAGCAUGUGUGGCAGAUACACUUUCAGAAUCUGAACGACAUGUACCUGGUUGGGCAAGUCACUAUUACUUUAACAAUUUGUGCCGCAGCGUGGAGCAAGACUUCUUUCGGCAUCACGCUAUUGAUGAUCUCGGACGGGAUUCACGGCAAAACGCGAGUCUUUAUCUGGUUCGCCUUGGUGUCCAUGAACCUGCUCCUGGGCACCACUGCCAUGUUAUUUUGGGUGGGAUGCACGCCAUUGGAGAAGGCAUGGCAUCCGUUCAUCAGGGGGACCUGCUGGAGCCCCAAUGUCCUGAUAACGUACAAUGUCUUCACCAGCGGUGAGUACCUAGACUUUUGGCCCCUAUUUUGCAUGGCGGAAGAGGACACUAAUGAAUCGAUAUCAUAUUGCAGCAUACUCUGGGGUUAUGGACCUGGUCCUUGCCAUCAUCCCGUGGGGGAUUAUCAUGAGUCUUCACAUGCACACCAAGGAGAAGAUUGUGCCGCCGCGUCGGCGUUCAUCAAAUGCUCCUCUCUCCCCGAGCUCGGAGGGCGGGAUUUCCCCCACGAUGGGGUGACGUUGGUUAUUUGGGGCAGCGCCGAAGCUGCUGUCACCAUCAUGGCGGCAUCGGUACCAAUGCUGCGCAUGUUGGUCCAUGGUACCAAAGCGUCAGGGAGGGAGAGUCGCACUCGGACUAGCGAAAAUAGAUCACGAAGGACAUACAACACAACAGGGUCGUCCAGAAGGGUCUAUUACUACAACAAGCCCAGACGGGAUCUUGUGACAAUGACUGGUUCGACGUGGACUGGGAGAAGCCGCUGA
Chaetomium fimeti is the source of this 1023-nucleotide messenger RNA. RefSeq lists its product as uncharacterized. The transcript is spliced from 4 exons. The record is from RefSeq and is a predicted model, not a curated record. Bases 1 to 1023 code for a protein of 340 amino acids. NCBI's taxonomy places the organism in Eukaryota, Fungi, Ascomycota, Sordariomycetes, Sordariales, Chaetomiaceae.